AUGGGGGACGAUUACCUAGCUGAACUUGAGGAUGAGGUUACACAAUCAAUGUGGCCUGAGAAUAUAGGAGACAAACACCAGAGGCAGUUCAGAAUGGAAAACUUUAGGAAGGACCAAGAUGCUUUCAAGGAUGUGAAGUUUGAUGAAAAGCCUGUUCAUGUGGAUUUUCAGCGGCUUAUGGAAAUGGCAAAUUCUGAGAAAGGUGUUUCUCAGAUGCAAUACUUUAUGAAGCACUGGGAAUAUAAGAGAGCCAAUGCUGCUCGGCUUCUGGAGGAAGAGCUUGGUCUUCUCUGCCAACAAAGGAAAGAGAUUGAGCAAAAUAAGCAACAAAUCUUGGAGGAGCAACGUUUUCAGGAUGAGAGUUAUUAUGCUGUAAAGCGGCAUGUACCGAUACUGGAUGAAGUUUAUGAAGAUGAAUGGAAGCGACCUAGCAAAAAGAAUGACGAUCUUUCUCGUAGUAGAGAGACUAAAAUAGAUGCAGAUUAUGACAGUGUUUCCUACUGGAAAGAGCGGGCAACUAAGUUAGAGGAAAAACUUGAGGAAAGCAUCCAAAGGGAGCGUUCUUUAGUUGAAAAAUUGGAGGAAAAUAUUAAGAAUCUGCAGUCACACACACCAGCUGAGGAAUUCUCUGGAAUGCUAAAACGCGCCGAUUACUUCUUGCACUUGGUUCUACAAAGUGCUCCUAUUGUUAUUGCUCAUCAGGAUGCUGAUUUACGGUACCGUUUCAUAUUUAACCACUAUCCAACACUUGCUGAUGAGGAUGUUAUUGGUAAGACAGACUAUGAGAUAUUGUCAGGUGAGGGUAUAGAAGAGAUGAACAGUGUCAAGCGAGAAGUUAUGGCCACGGGAAUAGCAACUAAAAGAGAAUUUGCGUUUAAUACACCAAUGUUUGGGGCAAAGACAUUUGUGACAUACAUUGAGCCAGUUUUCAGCAAAGGUGGGGAAACGAUUGGCGUGAAUUAUGUUGCAAUGGACAUAACAGAUCAGGUCAAAAGAAGAGAGAAAAUGGCAGACAUAAGGGUGAGGGAAGCUGUCCAAAAUGCCAAGGAAACUGAACUUAGCAAAUCUCUUCACAUAACAGAGGAAACAAUGCGAGCAAAACAAAUGCUAGCUACCAUGUCCCAUGAGAUCAGAUCUCCUCUUUCAGGUGUUCUUAGCAUGGCCGAAAUUCUUGCAACUACCAAACUGGAUAAAGAACAGCAUCAGUUGCUUGAAGUUAUGUUAUCCUCUGGAGAUCUUGUAUUGCAGCUGAUCAAUGACAUCCUUGAUCUUUCCAAAGUGGAGUCAGGGGCCAUGAAACUAGAAUCUACGACAUUUAGACCAAGGGAAGUAGUUAAACAUGUACUCCAAACUGCCGCGGCUUCUCUAAAGAAGGAAUUGACCCUUGAAGGGUGCAUAGGUGAUGAUGUUCCAGUGGAGGUUAUUGGUGAUGUGCUAAGGAUUCGGCAAAUUCUGACCAACUUGAUCAGCAAUGCAGUCAAGUUUACACAUGAAGGGAAAGUUGGAAUAAAUCUUCAGGUCGUGCAUGACAAGCAACCAGGAUGCAAAAUAGAGGGCGGGAAAAUUCAUAAGCGAGCGUAUUCUGGGACAGCAAUUACUGCUGCAGAAACUGCUGCUGUCUCUCCAAGAAACUGUGAUAAAGAUAAUUUGCAUUGCUCGAAACAUGAAGAUGCUUUUCAGAAUGGUGUUCCAACAUGUGAAAAUUUCAAGGAGGAUAUUGAGGGAGAGGAAGUCGUUUGGCUUCGCUGUGAUGUAUAUGACACUGGAAUAGGAAUACCAGAGAAGUCCUUACCAUUGCUGUUCAAGAGGUAUAUGCAAGCUAGCACCGAUCAUGCGAGGAAGUAUGGUGGGACAGGGCUUGGCCUGGCAAUCUGCAAGCAGUUGGUGGAGUUGAUGGGUGGUACUCUGAUUGUGGUCAGCAAAGAGAAUGAAGGAUCAACAUUUACAUUUGUGCUGCCUUGUAAAAUCCCUGUAAAAGAGGAGCAUAGUGAUGAUCCUGAUGAAGUGCACAGUUCUCGGAAUGAUUCUGCAAACAGUGAUAUAGAAGGUUCUUUCUUUUUCAAGCCACAAAUGCGAGCUUCUCUUCUGUCUCCUGGAGUUUCAAUAAUGAACAACACAAAGUUAUUUGGUGCCAAGCUUAUGUGUUAUGAUCCGCCUGACAUAUCAGAUGACCGCAAAUUGUCCUCAAAUGGUUUCUCAUCAACGGAACAUAAUUUUACAAAUACCUCUACUGCUCUCCAACCGAAUGGUGCUAAUGUUAGGAGCACAGCUGAAGAAGAACAUGAUAAUGCAAUGGUCCUUGAACUGAAUAGUCAAGCUGAACGGGUUUCCAGUUCCCGAGGAGACUUGCUAUCCGUUUCAGGUGCUGCUCCAUGCAAAGUUCUUGAAGAACAGUCACACCACAAGAAAUCAAAGUGUUCUCCAACCAGCAACAAAGCAAAGAUCCUCCUAGUUGAAGAUAACAAGGUCAACAUAAUAGUGGCAAAAUCAAUGCUGGAGCAGCUGGGCCAUGCAAUAGAUAUCGUAAAUAAUGGGAUGCAAGCAAUCCGUGCGGUACAGCAGCAUCAAUAUGAUCUUAUUCUGAUGGAUGUUCACAUGCCAGAAAUGGAUGGCCUACAAGCAACUAAACAUAUCCGUUCUUUUGAGAAUACUGGCUGUUGGGACGUUUCUGUAAAGCCUGAAGACAAUCGGAUGAUAACCGACUCAACUAUUUCAUCAGAUUGUGCACAUGCAAAAAAGCAAGGGCAGAGGGUUCCUAUAAUUGCGAUGACAGCAAAUUCAUUCGCAGAGAGUGCCGAGGAAUGCCUUGCUGCAGGCAUGGAUUCCUACAUAUCUAAGCCUGUGAACUUUCAGAAUAUAAAAGAAUGCCUGCAGCGGUAUUUAAUGUCUCAAUGA
This is a messenger RNA of Miscanthus lutarioriparius, 2895 nucleotides long. NCBI's taxonomy places the organism in Eukaryota, Viridiplantae, Streptophyta, Magnoliopsida, Poales, Poaceae. The record is from the annotation of a GenBank genome assembly.